Molecule: messenger RNA, 5719 nt
Organism: Oncorhynchus nerka (sockeye salmon)
Lineage: Eukaryota; Metazoa; Chordata; Actinopteri; Salmoniformes; Salmonidae
Product: bifunctional UDP-N-acetylglucosamine 2-epimerase/N-acetylmannosamine kinase-like
Exons: 13
Coding region: 341-2548 (735 amino acids)
Biological process (GO): UDP-N-acetylglucosamine metabolic process
Molecular function (GO): hydrolase activity, hydrolyzing O-glycosyl compounds; N-acylmannosamine kinase activity; UDP-N-acetylglucosamine 2-epimerase activity
Source: RefSeq, a predicted model, not a curated record
GACAGGUGUUUGGCAGGAACCAAUGGGAUGCUUGGGGCAGGUGUUCCUGUAGAUACAGGAAUGCCCACAUGUAGGAACACCCCUAAAUUGCAGACUGCAGUUGCACACUAAUUGUACUGGCUCGGUGAGAGGUUUGCGCUGCUCGAAUAUAAAAUGAAGUAUACAUUUUUUAAGAUGUAUAUUUCGCGCACAAUAUGUGCCAAUAACGUUAUAUUAGUUUGAGUAUAAGUACCCGGGACUAUUUCACGUUCACGCAAGCCUACAUCUGAAAGAGACAUGAUGAGAGACCUUGCAUGAAAUUAGAGGAUCUGCUUGAAUAAAGGAACUGUACUAUCUGAGAAUGCAGAGGACGAGAGAGAAGACUGACAAGAUGGAGGAGAGCAAAGCCAUGAGGAAGCUGCGGGUGUGCGUGGCAACGUGUAACCGGGCAGACUACUCCAAGCUGGCACCCAUCAUGUUUGGCAUCAAGGCCAACCCGGAUGAGUUUGAGCUGGAGGUGGUGGUGCUGGGUUCCCAUCUCAUUGACGAUUAUGGCAACACGUUCCGGAUGAUCGAGCAGGAUGACUUUGACAUCGGCUCCAAGCUGCACACCAUCGUGCGUGGGGAGGACGAGGCCGCCAUGGUGGAGUCAGUGGGUCUGGCGCUGGUCAAGCUGCCAGAUGUCCUCCACCGUCUCCGUCCCGACGUUCUGGUCGUCCACGGCGACCGCUUCGACGCCCUCGCCCUGGCAACUGCUGCCGCUCUGAUGAACAUUCGCAUCCUGCACCUGGAGGGAGGGGAGGUGAGUGGCACCAUCGACGACUCGAUCCGUCACUCCAUCUCCAAGCUGGCCCACUACCACGCCUGCUGCACCCGCACCGCCGAACAGCACCUCAUCGCCAUGUGUGAGGACCACACUCGCAUCCUGUUGGCGGGCUGCCCCUCCUACGACAAGCUGCUGGCCGCCCAUCACCGCGACGACUACAUGGACAUCAUCAGGAACUGGCUCGGAGACAAUGUGAAGGAGCACGACUACAUCGUGGCCCUGCAGCACCCGGUCACCACUGACAUCAAGAACUCCAUCAAGAUCUACGAGCUGAUGUUGGACGCCCUCAUCUCCUUCAACAAGCGAACGCUCGUCCUCUUCCCCAACAUAGACGCAGGAAGUAAGGAGAUGGUGCGUGUGAUGAGGAAGAAGGGCGUGGAGCAGCACCCUAACUUCCGGGCGGUGAAGCACGUGCCCUUCGAGCAGUUCAUCCAGCUGGUGUGUCACGCUGGGGCCAUGAUCGGCAACAGCAGCUGUGGUGUCAGAGAGGCCGGGGCCUUCGGGACCCCCGUCAUCAACCUGGGGUCCAGGCAGACUGGGAGAGAGACUGGUGAAAACGUCCUCCAUGUCCGAGACGCAGACACUCAGAAUAAGAUCUACCAUGCCCUGGAGCUGCAGUUCGGGAAGAGAUACCCCUGCUCAAAGAUCUACGGCGACGGGAAUGCGGUGCCUCGCAUCAUGAAGUUCCUGCAGGCCAUCGACCUUGAUGAGCCGCUGCAAAAGACCUUCUGCUUCCCCCCCAUCAGGGAGUGGGACAUCUCCCAGGACAUUGACCACAUCCUGGAGACUCAGAGCGCCCUAGCCAUCGACCUGGGGGGGACCAACCUCCGCGUGGCCAUCGUCAGCAUGAGGGGUAAGAUAGUGAAGAAGUACUCUCAUGCGAACCCCAAAACCUACGAGGCUAGGAUCGAGCUGAUACUGAAGAUGUGUGCGGAGGCAGUCUUUGACGCUGUUCAUCUCAACUGCCGGAUUCUGGGAGUGGGUGUGUCGACUGGGGGCAGGGUGAACCCACAGGAGGGUGUGAUCCUCCACUCCACCAAGCUGAUCCAGGAGUGGAGCUCCAUCGACAUCCGCACCCCCAUCUCUGACGCCCUCCACCUGCCCGUCUGGGUCGACAACGACGGAAACUGUGCCGCCCUGGCAGAGAAGAAGUUUGGCCACGGCAAAGGAGUGGAGAACUUUGUCACCAUCAUCACUGGAACAGGCAUCGGCGGGGGCAUCAUCCAGCACAACGAGCUGAUCCACGGCAGUACGUUCUGCGCGGCCGAGCUGGGCCACAUCAUGGUGUCUCUGGACGGGCCGGAGUGUAUGUGCGGCAGCCGUGGCUGCAUCGAGGCCUACGCAUCAGGCAUGGCCCUGCAGAAAGAAGCCAAGAGGCUUCAUGACGAGGAACUGCUGGAGGUGGAGGGGAUGGUGGAUCUGAAGAAGGCCGAGUUCGUCAGCGCCAUCCACCUCAUCAACGCAGCCCGCCUGGGCAACAGCAAGGCUGGAGCCGUUCUCAGAACAGCCAGCAUGGCCCUCGGAGUGGGCAUCGUCAACAUCCUCCACGUGGUCAACCCCUCUCUGGUCAUCCUGUCGGGAGUGCUGGCCGCCCACUACCAGGCACCUGUCCAGCAGGUCAUAGGUCAGAGAGCCCUCACCUCCGCCCAGCGCAUCCAGGUCCUGAUAUCCGACCUCGAAGAACCCGCCCUACUGGGGGCCGCUAGCAUGGUGCUGGACUACACAACCAGGCGCAUCUAUUAAGAACAUUACGGUAAUGGACUACACAUCCAGGUGCAUCCAUUAAAAACAUUAUGGUAAUGGAUUACACAACAGGUGCAUCUAUUAAGAACAUUACAGUAAUGGACUACACAACGGGUGCAUCUAUUAAGAACUAUUGGUCAGUUGUCAAGCUCUAGUUUUCAUUUGUGGUCCCCAACGGAGGAGGGACAUAUCUUGCAAUUCCCUGGUGUAGAAAGAUUUGCUAUUAGCAAAUAGAAAUGGCUAAGAUAGAAGGUAGCAUCUACAGAUAGAUCUGCUCAAUAGGGCCUACAUUUAUGCUGCUGUCCCAGAUGGGACAAUCUGACAUGCACAUGCUCUUCCAGCUAUCGACACCUUCGAUUGGACGAACCGUUGACGGUCAUUUAUUUCAGUUAGACGAUGACAAGUUGGGUAUUUUCCUAAGGUGUCUUCAGUGAUAGUCUAAUUUUCAAUGUCAACAUAAUACCAUUUCUACAGGGGAUACAGUACUUAAAUGGUAGUACUAUAAACAACAGUGCUGAAAUAGUAGUACUAUUAACUACCUUACUGAAUUAGUAGUGUGUGUGGAUACAUAUAUAACAGCCUAUACAGUAAUAUGAGUACAGCCACAGUAUGAGUAAAUGGUUGGGUGUGUCCAGACAAAAUAUGUGACCAAAUUCAUAUUCAUUUAUGCUUUACUGGCCAUCUUUUGACCCUCAUAAUUCCAUGUUUUUGUUACGUCUUAAUUCUAAACGUACAAUAUGUUAUUGUUGAAGCCACGCUAUGAAAGCAGCAUGUUGCUAUGACAUAUUUAACUGUAUGUAUUUGUCAUACCGAGCUGUAAGCACUUUGCGCCACUUUAUCUGAUUUUGUCUCCAUUUUGCAAUCGGCAAACGUUACUGCUGGUUUGGAAAACCAAAUGCCCCCAGGAGAUGUUUUAGGUUCCGCCACGUUAAAUGUUUAAUUUCAAUCAAUCAAUCAAUCAAAUUAUUCAUUACCAUUCAAUCAUUUAAGUUGAGCAUGUGGAACUGGAACCACUCUCUAUAGGACCACUCUCUCUCUAUAGGACCACUCUCUCUCUAUAGGACCACUCUCUCUCUAUAGGACCACUCUCUCUCUCUAGUAUAGGACCACUCUCUCUCUCUAGUAUAGGACCACUCUCUCUCUCUAGGACCACUCUCUCUCUCUAGGACCACUCUCUCUCUCUAGGACCACUCUCUCUCUCUAGGACCUCUCUCUCUAGGACCUCUCUCUCUAGGACCUCUCUCUCUAGGACCACUCUCUCUCUCUAGGACCACUCUCUCUCUGGGACCACUCUCUCUCUGGGACCACUCUCUCUCUCUGGGACCACUCUCUCUCUCUGGGACCACUCUCUCUGGGACCACUCUCUCUCUCUCUCUCUGGGACCUCUCUCUCUCUCUCUCUCUCUGGGACCUCUCUCUCUCUCUCUCUCUCUCUCUCUCUCUCUCUCUCUAGGACCUCUCUCUCUCUCUCUCUCUCUCUCUCUCUCUAGGACCUCUCUCUCUCUCUCUCUAGGACAUCUCUCUCUCUCUCUCUCUAGGACCUCUCUCUCUAGGACCUCUCUCUCUCUCUCUCUCUCUCUCUAGGACCCUCUCUCUCUCUCUAGGACCCCUCUCUCUCUCUCUAGGACCCCUCUCUCUCUCUCUAUACCACUCUCUCUCUCUAGGACCACACUCUCUCUCUCUCUAUACCACUCUCUCUCUCUAGGACCACACUCUCUCUCUCUAGGACCACUCUCUCUCUCUCCACUCUCUCUCUCUAUAGACCACUCUCUCUCUCUAUAGACCACUCUCUCUCUCUAUAGGACCACUCUCUCUCUCUAUAGGACCACUCUCUCUCUCUAUAGGACCACUCUCUCUCUCUAUAGGACCACUCUCUCUCUCUAUAGGACCACUCUCUCUCUCUAUAGACCACUCUCUCUCUCUAUAGACCACUCUCUCUCUCUAUAGACCACUCUCUCUCUCUAUAGACCACUCUCUCUCUCUAUAGGACCACUCUCUCUCUCUCUAGGACCACUCUCUCUCUAGGACCACAGUUACGACGUACCCUCAAAUGUAAUGCCUAUGCUAUGUAUGUCAUAGUUGUCUUGACUGUGUGCUUCAAUUGAAGGUGUGCUGCCAAAUCACUUGUAUUCACUAUCAUUCUUUGUUUUGUUUUAUGUGCACUUUUUUGUUGUUGCCUUGAUCUGUCAUAUUUGAAGAGUUUACUGUGUACAAAUCAGUCAUGUGAUUAUCCUGUUUGUGUAUUUCUGUUUUUGAUCAUGUCAUGGAUCCUGAAGCUUUUUUAUUUUACUUCACUUGGGUACUUUGACCCCCCUCUCAAUGCAAUGGGUAUUCUACACAUUAAACACACGCAAGAACAUGUCCGUUACGGAUGGGUGGAUGGAUUCAUAUGGUUCAUUAGAUGCUAUUCAUGGUUUUAGGUGUGGCAGAACAAGGCUACAUCGUAAACACACCACAGGGCAUGGCGGAGUGCCAGUCUGUUUGUGCUAUCGUAGGGUUGAACUUUAAUGUCCCUGAGGGAAAAUUGGCUUAAAUCCAGUACUGCUGUAUACAAAUAAACACUGAAUAUGAAAUAUUUUAACAUAAUACAACGCACUUUCCCAUGUCAUACACACCUUGUCACUCAUUGUCAUCACAAUCAGUGACGUUUUAGUGUAUUAUCGGCCACUAAUCCCUGGAAUCGAAUCCACUAUCCUGGUGAUACAAGCUCCAGGUUUUACCAUCCAACUGAGCUGCAGAGAAACUCGGGGCAUAGUGAUUACAAUCAGGUGGUGGUGCGAUUGAGACGCCGCAAACCAGAAUGGCUGAUUUCUUCCCAUGCCCUUCAUCUCCAGUUGGCAAGCAUGAUCCGCCUCCAGCUGUUUGGUCACAGUAGUAGUGUGAUUUUAUAGAAUCGCAUCCGGUUCACAAAACAGUUGCACACUUUUACUGUACAGAAAUGGCCAGGUAUCUACUUGGUAAAGGAGAGAAAAAACAUAUUUACAAUAUAUAAGUAUGGUUUCAAAUGUGACAAUACAAAGUAGUCCUGUGGCAAUACCCCUGUUCUUUUGUCUGUUUUGACCAUGUCAUAGAUGUACACUAGAGUCUAUACUGUACAAAAAUAUGAACGCAACAUGUAAAGUGUUGGUCCCAUGAAACAUGAGCUGAAAUAAAAGAUCCCAGAUAUUUUCCA